ACUAUAUUGCCUUAUUUGUUGGAAAUUGGCUUCUAUAUAUGUAAGAUACAUAACCCUAAAUUUCAUCUUGUUGAGAUUGAGAAAGAGAGUGAAAUGGAGAGUUCAGUGAAAAAGAAAAUUGCAAGAUUGGUGAUUGUGGUUGCAGUGAUGAUGAUACUGAAGGGUGCAGAUUGUGAGCUAAUCAAGAUAGGGAAAAGUGGAUGGAUCCCAAAUUAUAAUUACACUGAGUGGUUGAGUCAAAAUCCUGAGCAAUUCCAUGUGGGUGAUUGGCUUUAUUUUGUAUAUGAUAUAAACUCCUUCAAUGUCCUGGAAGUGAAUGAGACAAGCUAUAAAAGCUGCAAUGAGCAAGGCUUCCUAAGGAACUACACCCGCGGUGGCCGGGAUGUGGUUGAGCUCAAAGAGGCAAGGCCAUAUUACUUCCUUAGCGGCGGUGGCUAUUGCUGGAAUGGGAUGAAAGUAGCCAUUCUCGUCCAACAGCUUCCAGCAGUACCAGGCCCUGCACCUUCCAAAAAUGGCUCUCCAUUGCCAACUACUGCUGGAAGCUUCAUUCUGAUCAUGUCUAUUGCAUUUUAUCUAACUUUAGCUAUAUAGUAUUUUUAAUUAAUUGCCCAUUAUUUGAUAAAUUCACUUAUUUAGAACUUUAAAUUUUUUUUUUUUUCCCUUUUAAGUGGAUUUGGAUUUGACUAGCAAGUUGCAAUAUGGACAGUCUGUGGCUUAUGUAUUAGGGUGAUGUGAGUUAUAUUACAUGCAAUGGAAGGUUUGGCUUUUAGAUUUUUGAUUGGUUUA
Messenger RNA from Jatropha curcas, 786 nucleotides. Its product is annotated as early nodulin-like protein 16. Gene Ontology annotation, cellular component: plasma membrane. Gene Ontology annotation, molecular function: electron transfer activity. Lineage: Eukaryota; Viridiplantae; Streptophyta; Magnoliopsida; Malpighiales; Euphorbiaceae. The record is from RefSeq and is a predicted model, not a curated record.